This is a messenger RNA of Haplochromis burtoni (Burton's mouthbrooder), 5459 nucleotides long. RefSeq names its product GTPase IMAP family member 8. Lineage: Eukaryota; Metazoa; Chordata; Actinopteri; Cichliformes; Cichlidae. The transcript has 7 exons. The coding region runs from base 1399 to 4923 and encodes 1174 amino acids. The record is from RefSeq and is a predicted model, not a curated record. Gene Ontology annotation, molecular function: GTP binding.
AACUCAACCGACAAUGAAAUACUUUAAGAUCUUGUAAUAAUCUGCUGCUGAGCUGCUCAUUAAACCAGACGAAGCUUCAGUGUUGAUAUUACUGACUGAUCAUCAAUCACUAAUCUAUUCCUGUUAGGUUAGUCAGAUUUAUAUCGACAUAAUGAUAUCUCGGCAAUUUGUCUGACGACCUGGAAACAGCUUCCUGAUCACUCAGACUGCACACAGCGUGAUUUUCAAAUAACUCGGUCAAAGUAUGUGUAAGUGUCACAGAAAUAUAUCGUUACUUAUAGGCUUAUAUAUAAAGAAGUUUAAUAGAUGGUUCCAGCAGUUAAAAUGUUCUUGCUUGUAGAUUUCUGUGGUCAAUAUUGUAAAGGUGUGUUUAUCUUGUCACAAAGAACAAGUUUUGUUACACCGCUAUUAUCGUGAGGUUUGGGCGUGAUAAUAGGCUGUGAGCCCACGUUUAAUAAUCACGCUAAGGAGUUCAGCGAGCUAUCUGCCGGGUUAGUGUACCAGCUGUAUAAGGUAUUUGCUAUCUGUAUUGUAAUAUUGUGAAUAUUUGUAAUGUAUGGUGUUCUAAUUAUUUUAUGUUUUAAUUUAGAAUGCACAAGACUGUAAAGCUAUUCUUCUACGACCUCCGAAGUGGCAGGCGGCCACGAGGUAAUUUUCGUUGUUAAAGCACAAGUGUUACUUUUGAUAGACUGAAGCGCUUAAAGCCUUUGUGUUUUAUGUUUGUAGUUUUCACGGCGUUCAAUAAAUGCAGCGAAGCGCCCGUGUUGAAGAAGCCGUGCCUGUGUUGUCAUUUCGGAGUUACAGUACGAGUGUUUGAAACGGAAAUACAGAAAAAAGCCCGAGAACAACGACGCGAUUUGUGCAGUUUAAUGUGGAAUUUGAUCCUCUGAUUGUCAGUUUGUGUUAAAAUGAGACCCUCCGGUUUCUUUUCUGCAACACUAAGAAAGUUUUUUUUUAAUUUAAAAUGAUCAAAAUGCAUGCAAAUGGUAAAUGCAGCGUUUUAGAUUUCAAAUGUGAAACACAACCAGGAAGAAGAAUCAGAAUCCCUGAUUAUGUAGUUACAGUUGUUCCAAGAUAAUAAGAACAGUAACAGACUGUCCAUCCAUUUUCUUCCGCUUAUCUGGGGCUGGAUCACAGGGGCAGCAGCCCAAGCAGAGAAGCCCAGACCUCCCUCUCCCCAGCCACCUCCUCCAGCCUGUCCGGAGGAACACCAAGGUCUUCCCAGGCCAGAUAUAAUCUCUCCAGCGUGUCCUGGGUCUGCCCGGAAAACCUCGCCCAGGAAGCGCCCAGGAGUAGUGAUGUGAUUUUUGGCUCUUUUUAGAGGACCGGCUCUUUCGGCUCCCAAUCGGCUCUUCAGGUUGUUUGUCUAAUAACUCAUAUUUCCCACAGUGUGACCUCAUGGCAACUACAGUAACUGAAGAUCUGCGUCGCCAGACAGGAAGCAGCUUUGAAGUCCUGCCAGAAAACAUGUCUGAGCUGAGGGUUGUUCUGCUGGGGAGCAGCUGGACUGAGAAAAGUGAAGUGGGAAAUCUGUUACUGGGAAAUACUGUGUUCACCAGUAAAACUAAAUCGUGUGUGAGAAUUAGUGGUACACUGGAGGGCAAAAAAAUUGCUGUCAUCAACACCCCCUACCUGCCUCCUCUCGACACCUCCCACCAUGAUCUGACAGAGUUUAUAAAAGACUUUGCAAAAUGGUCUGAUCCUGGACCUCAUGUGUUCCUGCUGCUUGUACAGCCUGAAAACUUUACAGAAGAACACAAACGGAGACUCUGCAGAGUCCUUCAAGGCUACAAUGAUCAAUCAUUUGAUCAUUCACUGAUACUGAUCUCAGCACCCAGAGAGGAGACAUCAGGUUCUGUUGAAGACUUCAUGAAAAGUCCAGCAUUAAAUGAAAUGAUCAAAAAAUGUAAAUGCAGAUACUUGAAGAGGAUCAAUGUUGAACUUCCAGAGCUGUUAACACAUUUGGGGGAAAUUACAAAGGACAACAAUGGAGAGCAUGUCAGCUAUGAAGCUUUUGAGGACACAGAACAGGAUUUAUCAAAAGAUCAACAACCCCCCCCAACAAAGGAGACGAAGACUCCAAUCAUUGAUGCUGUUAAAGCUGCAGGAUUGCCCAAUAAAUUAAUCACUCCUCAAGUUUCUGGAAAAACACCUUUGACCAACAUGUCUGCGUUCAGGAUUGUGCUGCUGGGCAAAAGUGAAGAUAAGAAGACAAAACUUGGUAACUUGAUCAUUGGGUACCAAGGAUUUCACUGCCAAAGACAAUCACCCAUCAUGCACUCCGUGGCCUCCUGUGGAGAGUGGAGAGGAAAACUACUGACAGUGGUGAAAACUCCAGACAUGUUUAGUCUGUCUGAGGAGGACAUGAGAAGAGAAGUGAACAGCUGUGUGAGUCUCUGUCAUCCUGGACCAAAUGUUCUGCUGCUGUUGGUGAAACCUUCUAAAUUCAGUGAGGAGAACAGAACAACUCUGAAGUUCAUCCUGAGUCUGUUUGGUCACAAUGCCUUUAAACACUCGAUGGUCGUCAUCACACAUGAGAAGGAAAUGAGUUUCUCUGUGAAUGAAGUCCUCAGAGAAUGUGGAGGAAGGCACUACAACAUGUUUGACGAUAACUAUGGAUCAUUAAUGCAGAAGAUUCAGGAAAUGACAAACCAAUACAAUCACCUGAUCAAACCAUCUUUAAACCUGGUUCUGUUUGGGAGGAGAGCAGCAGAGAAGACGUCAGCAGCCAAGGCCAUUUUAGGUCAGACUGAGCUUCAUUCAGCCUCCAACUCAUCAGAGUGUGUUAAACAUCAGGGAGAGGUGUGUGGACGUUGGGUUUCCCUGGUGGAGCUGCCUGCCUUGUAUGGAAAACCUCAGGAGGCAGUGAUGGAGGAAUCACUCAGGUGUAUCUCCCUCUGUGAUCCUGAGGGUGUCCAUGCCUUCAUCCUGGUCCUACCUGUGGCUCCCCUCACUGAUGAAGACGAGGGAGAGUUAGAGACCAUCCAGGACACAUUCAGCUCUCGAGUCAAUGACUUCACCAUGAUUCUGUUCACUGUGGACUCAGAUCCUACAGAUCCAGCUGUUCUUAACUUUGUAAGCAAAGACCCAAAUAUCCAGGAGGUCUGUCAACGUUAUGGACAAAGGCCUGUUAUUGUUAACAUCAAGGAUAAAGAGCAGAUCCACACGUUGUUGGACACUGUGGAGCAGAUGAGAUGUACAAACAAACCAUGCUGCUACACAGCUGUAACAUUUGCUCGAGCCCAGAUUGAUCUGAUAACUAAAAAUAUGGUCACUCGUGAUGAAGAGAAGCAGAACACGGAGCCUCUCAGGAUUGUGCUGAUAGGAAAGACCGGCAAUGGAAAGAGCUCAUCAGGAAACACCAUCCUAGGAAAGGAAGUGUUUAAAGAAAUGCCAAGUCAAACAUCAGUCACCAAACAGUGUCAGAAAGCACAUGGUGAGGUGGACGGCCGUCCUGUUGUUGUGCUCGACACUCCUGGUCUGUUUGACACAACUCUGUCACACGAAGAAGUUCAUGAGGAGAUGGUGAAAUGCAUCAGUCUUCUGGCUCCAGGACCACAUGUCUUCCUGCUGGUGUUAAAAAUUGGUCGUCUCACACCAGAGGAUAAGGAGACAUUAAAACUCAUAAAGGAAGGUUUUGGGAAGAAUUCAGAAAAGUUCAUCAUCAUUCUUUUUACUGAAGGAGAUAAGCUUAAAAAAAUGUCUAUUAAAGAUUAUAUUGAAAGCGGAUGUGAUGAUUCCUUUAAGAAGCUGAUUGCUGACUGUGGAGGAAGAUACCAUGUGUUCAAUAAUGAAGACAAAGAGAACCGCCAACAAGUCAGUGAGCUGAUAACAAAGAUUGACACCAUGAUGAAGGACAAUGGAGGAAACUGCUUCACCAAUGAGAUGCUGGAAGAAGCUGAAGCAGCAAUAAAGAAGGAAAUGGAGAGAAUCCUGAAGGAGAAGGAAGAAGAGAUGAAGAGAGAGAGAGAGGAGCUAGAAAGAAAACAUGAGGAAGAAAUGAAAGCAAUGACAAAAAGAAUGGAAGAAGAGAAGAAAAAACUUCAGCAGGAAAGAGACCAGAAACUUAAGGAGAUGGAGGAAAAUAUAAAGAAGGAGCGUGAGGAGAGAAAGAAAGAACAGGAAAUGAGAGAAGAAGAGAACAGGAAAUGGAAAAAUGAGGAACAAUUAUACAGACAGCAUUUAAAAACACAACUUGAAAUGUUGGACAAAGAAAUUCAGUCAGAAAAAGAGGAAAGGAAAAGUGUGAACAAAGAGCUGGAAGAGAGCAGAGAAGAGAUGAAGAGAAAACAAGAAGCCUGGGAGAAAGAACGAAGUGAAUGGUGGGAGAAACGAAGACAAGAAGAUGAACAGAGACGACAGGAGGAGGAAAGACGACUGAAAGAAGAGAAAGAAAGAAUACAGCAGGAAACAGAAAAAAAUAAAAAGAAAAGAAAAGAAGAAGACAAAAAGAGGAGAGAAGAGGAGAAGAAAGAACGAAAUCAGCUGGAGGAAAACUAUAAAACACGUGUGGAAAAGCUGAAGAAGAUGCAUGAAGAUGAGGCCAGAAAGAAAGCUGAAGAGUUCAAUGAUUUCAAAGAGAAACACAACAAAGAGUUUGCAGCUCAGAAGGAGGAGCACGAGAAGAAGGUUAAAGACAAAGAUGAGAAGUAUGACCUGUUAAAGGCUCUGGCUGAGCACAAGGAAAAACAAAAGAGAGAAAAACAUCAAGCAGAAAUCAAAGCUGUGAUAAAAUGUCUUUCCAAGAAGAGAGGGAACGUGAAAAAAAUCCAAGAGUUGCUGACAAAACAUGAGGAUCAAAUGAAGAUUGCAAAAAACCCGGAUGAAAAGGAAAACCUGCAGAAAAUCCAUGAAACAGAAAUAAGUGACCUAAUACAAAAACUUCUGGAUGCAGUUGAAACAUCUUCCUGCAGCAUUUUAUGAGAUUUUUUUGUGUUUUUGUGACAGAGCUCCAUGGAUAAAAGAUUUUCUGUACAUUUAGUUAAAUGUUGAGAUGAGAAUGCCAGUGUGUGUGCUGAUGCUUAUAGAUCUGAAUGUACUCAGUCGAGCGCAACAGAAUCCAGAUUAAACUGCUUAUGAUUUUCUAACUGAUCAGAUAUUCAUAGAUUUUAUGGUCAAUUUGUGAACAUUUUACAGUCACAGACAGAAUUCUUAAUUUAUCUUAUAAAUUCUUACUUUCGGGAUUGCGUUCCAUUUUGUUUCUUUUGUGAGUCAUUGACAUGUGUAGUAUGAAUUGCUGCCGUGUAACUCUUCAGGUUAUAGAAAAUUUUGAAGCAGUUUAAUUUUUUGGUAUAUUUUAUGUUGAUUAUUUUCAUGCAGUACCAUAUUAAACAAUAGAAGAAGCUUCAGCUGGUUAUUAGAUUUUUGGACAUUUGUUGUAAUUUUAUAAAUCUUCAAUAGUAAAUAAAUAUGAAUAUCCUUUAUGCUGUUCUUCUUGAUGAGUAAAAAAACUGUGGAAA